This is a messenger RNA of Erigeron canadensis, 798 nucleotides long. Its product is annotated as probable ubiquitin-conjugating enzyme E2 16. The transcript is spliced from 6 exons. Bases 70 to 555 code for a protein of 161 amino acids. The record is from RefSeq and is a predicted model, not a curated record. Lineage: Eukaryota; Viridiplantae; Streptophyta; Magnoliopsida; Asterales; Asteraceae.
UCUCUCGACACAAAAACAGACACACCCACACACUCACCCCUUCGCUUUCUCUUUCUCUAGAAGCCAGCCAUGACGAGCCCCUCUGCUUCUUCUCGCAAGACGCUAAGCAAGAUCGCAACGAAUCGUCUACAAAAAGAGUUAAUGGAAUGGCAAGUUAAUCCACCUACUGGAUUUAAACAUAAAGUCACUGAUAAUUUACAAAGAUGGGUAAUUGAAGUGAACGGUGCACCGGGGACUUUAUAUGCAAAUGAAGUAUUUCAACUGCAAGUUGAUUUUCCUGAACAUUACCCUAUGGAAGCCCCACAGGUUAUCUUUGUUCCUCCAGCUCCACUUCAUCCACACAUUUAUAGCAAUGGUCAUAUUUGUUUAGAUAUCUUGUAUGAUUCAUGGUCCCCUGCCAUGACUGUCAGUUCUGUAUGCAUCAGCAUCCUUUCCAUGUUAUCAAGCUCUACUUCUAAGCAACGUCCGGCCGAUGAUGAACGCUAUGUGAAGAACUGUAGAAAUGGAAGAUCUCCCAAGGAGACAAGAUGGUGGUUCCAUGACGAUAAAGUAUAGAGUUAUGGGUCAAAGUCUGUAAAACAAAGUCCCUCUCUUUUAUUUAUAAAGGGUGUGGUUCUUUUUCCUUCCUUUUCCUUUCCAUCUCUAUCCCAAAAAGUGAUGAACAAAACUUUACAUUAAACAGUCUAACUUAAGCAUGUGGCUCCUGUGAAGAUUGGUGUGACUAUGGGUCAACAAUGAAUCCCUUAUGUACUUGUAAAGUGGUAAGCAUUUUCUAAUGCAAGGUCACAAACUUCUACA